UUUCUGGCCCUCUGGCCGUUUUCAUCACAACAGGAUCCUCUCAUUUGUUUGUUUCCCUCCUGACUGUCUGCCAUUUUUCAUCCUAUCUGACUUGGCCCGGUGGUAUACGAGUUAUCCUUCGCUCCUCUACACAUUUUUAUUCACCUUUUUGCACCAAAGUGGUUCACUGAGAGGCUUCAUCCUGGCCGGCAACAUUCCAGCCAAGGGGGAAGAGGACUUCCUGACACUGGCUGCUUCGCGGCUCAGUCGCAGGAAACGUGUCAUUGGCGCUGGUGUAGGUGUGGCAAUGGUUCUAAUACUGUUAGUAGCCAUUCCCAUACUGGUCCACACAACCAAAGGGGGGAAUACUGGAAAUUCAGGAAGCCAUUAUGAAAUGCUAGGAAGCUGCCGGAUGGUAUGUGACCCGUACACCACCUCUCAGCCAGGCCAGGAGCUGACGGCUGUGUCUCCACCACCCCAGGAUUACUCUGGGAAGAAGAUAAAGUCUGGGCUUCGUGGGCCUCCGGGGUUGCCAGGUCCUCCAGGAGCACGUGGACCCCCUGGUGAGCCAGGCAAACCAGGUCCACAGGGGCCCCCUGGUCCAGGACCAGGUGGCUAUUCGCCCUCGCUUUACACACCCAAGAUUGCCUUUUAUGCAGGGCUACGCAAGCAGCACGAGGGGAAUGAAAUAUUGAAGUUUGAUGAUGUGGUGACCAAUGUAGGAAACUACUAUGAGCCCAGCACCGGCAAAUUCACCUGCCCUCUGCCUGGCAUCUACUUCUUCACCUACCAUGUUCUCAUGAGAGGUGGUGACGGGACCAGCAUGUGGGCAGACCUGAGGAAGAACGGACUGGUGAGAGCCAGUGCCAUCGCUCAGGACGCAGAUCAGAAUUACGACUACGCUUCUAACAGUGUGAUCCUGCAUUUGGACGUGGGCGAUGAGGUGUGUGUGCAGCUGGACGGAGGCAAAGUCCACGGAGGGAACACAAACAAGUACAGCACCUUCUCCGGCUUCCUUAUCUACCCAGACUGAAUCUAAUCAUUACUCUCGCUGCGGGAGGAGUGGUUAGAGGAACAUCAGUGUACACAAAGAUAUAUCACAAGUAUAUUUUCACACCAACACAGACAUGUAUGCAAAUGAAUGCAGAUACACAGACAUGCAUCACAAGACACACACACACAAACAUCCUGAGAGUCCAACAAAAAGAGGUGUGAACAGAGGGAAAACCCAGCACGAGUGGAACUAAGUUGAAUUGUGUGACAGUAAUUAUGAGCAGUUGAGAUUACUGGUGCCCAUUUUGCGCAAAAAAUGGAAAUGGGAAUAUGUACAGUUUAAGUGCACAUUAAAAUCGCACGUUGUGGCUCUGAAGUAUCAACACUAUUAUAAUGUUAACAUUGAUAAUAUUAUAAAAUAUUAUACACAAUAUUCAUAUUAACUGACAAUGUGAUUACUGGAAUGCAACAAACGCCAUCAGUGUGAUUGUUUUUGAUGCAAUAAGGCGUCAUUAAUCAAGAUGACAAAUGGUCCAGUCUUAACCAAAGCAGUAUUUGACAUCUCCUCCCUCCAUUUUUAAUGACCUCUGAUCAAAUGGCUUGUCUAUAUUUUGCAACUCAUCCUUGUAAAGUACUUUCCCCUUGAGCCUCAAAGGGAGUUACUCCAGUAGAAAUUAGAGCAGCACUGAUUAAAAUAAGGGAAAACGAGUAAGACAGAUGUUCCUGUGAGACAGGAUGUGAUAUGUAAUGAUAAAACAGGACAUGUUAAUGUUGCAAAUCAAAGACACAUUUUAUGAAUGGCACUUGUGCGCAAUGAGGUUUUAAUUGCCAAGUGCAUUAUUGACAAUAGUGUGUGUGUGUGUGUGCGUGUAUGUCAGUGUGAGUGAAUCUAUAUACUGUGCGAUAAAGGGCCACUGAGUUUUACUUACAUUAAAUGAUGUACAAUACAUAACAAGCACUGUAAUUACACUGCCAUACCUACAUAGUACUUUAUUUUUUUGAGAGACCAUGUCAAAGUGUCAUCAUAUACAGUAUAUAAACACAGGAAUGUUGGGAUGGACUGUCUGCUACGUUGCACAGGUUGAGGUGGUGCAAUAUUGCUAUUAAAAGUAUCUUACCUUC
Solea senegalensis (Senegalese sole) is the source of this 2094-nucleotide messenger RNA. Its product is annotated as complement C1q-like protein 4. Gene Ontology annotation, molecular function: protein binding. Bases 287 to 1012 code for a protein of 241 amino acids. NCBI's taxonomy places the organism in Eukaryota, Metazoa, Chordata, Actinopteri, Pleuronectiformes, Soleidae. The record is from RefSeq and is a predicted model, not a curated record. The transcript is spliced from 2 exons.